CUCGGUAAUGAAUAUUAAUGAGUGGCUUACCUGGGAAACGGUAUAAUUUAGCAGACACUAGUGUUCCUGAUCUCCUAGAGACAUAUACUGAUUUGGUACAGUUACCGUAUAAUAUACAUGUAUAUAUUCGUAUGCAAAUAUUGUAGCCUCGCGGGUAAAUUCGACAAUUGUAGUACCCCGUGCUGAACUGUGUGCAGUGGCAUCGUUACUGUAACGGGGUGGCGCAGGCGCGCGACGCCCAUUUUCAUUUUAUCAUCACAUUACUCAUAGUGCUCAGGCCUAGACAAGAGUUCAUCUCCACCAAGCAGUCAACAUGGAUAGCGCAAGACGUAAACGUAUAGCAUUUGCAACGGGUCAAACAGCAUGCAAUCCCUGCCGGCAUCGAAAGGUCCGCUGCAGCUACCAGUCGCCGUGCCAAGCAUGCAUUGAUCAUGAGUAUCCGGAGCUCUGCAUAUAUCGCCCGCCGAUCAGACGCGUCUUGUUUGAACGACACUCCAACUCUCACCAGUCAGCGCCACCUGCAAGCCCGUCGAGGACACUGGGAGCCUGGCCGCCUUCUAAAGAAGAGUGGCAUAGCCUCGUAAGUCGAGUAGACCAGCUCGAGACCUCGCUAGCUCUCCGGGGUGACCCAGCCGUGUCUCUAGUUAAUGCUCCUUCACCUCUACCUCGUGAUGACGAGAGUAGCUCGACCGAACCAUACAGCGCCAUACACGCCAAGAACCCCAUGACGGGCGAGAGUGUCUUUCUCGGCGCGAACUCGGUGCCUGCCAUGGCGGCGGCGCUUGCCAACUCGGACGAGUCUAGAGAUAUCCAGAGCCUCAUUAGUCGCAAAAUGCUGCCUAUUUUUGCACUGGAAAAUGAAACCUUAACAUACCCAUUCAUCGAUAUAUGGGAUUCAUCUUGUGGGACUUCGGAAAGGGCUCAGCGGCUGUGCACCUUGAUCCCCACAGACGCAGAAGCCUUGAGCUUCCUUAGACAGUACAAGGACAAUGCCCAUGUGCUUUUCCCCGCAAUAAUACGGUUGGAGCAGUUCGAGGCUCAAGUCACCUCAUUUUUUACAACGCGAGCAAAGCAGCAGGACGCCUUGUCGCCGGACGGUAUGAGACUGUACGGGCAGAGCCUCCACUGGCUUGGCCUCUUCUUCGCUUGCAUGGCAUCUGGCUGCCAAUGCUCCAACAUGGAAAGGAAGCAGCGCCAGCUUACAUCACAAGUUUUUGUCUGCUGUGCGUAUGAGUGCUUGCGUCUGAUAAAUUACUUGUCAAACUCAAACCUUGAGGACAUCCAAAAUCUACUAGUUCUAGGAAACGUAAUAUCCAACAAUAUGAAUGCUGGCGUGGCCUGGACACUACUAGGCUUGACCACACGUAUCGCUCAGGGGCUCGGUUUACAUUAUAAUAGCGUGUCAAUGUCGUCGCAGUAUGAUGCAGACUUGCGCUACCAAAUCUGGUCUCGUAUCAUUUGGCAGGACAGUUUGUUGUCCAUUACAUAUGAUAGAGCGUCUUCGAUUAACUCCAUAAGCCAGUGGGGAUCAGCUGGUCCGACGAGGAAUGAAGAACUGAGCUAUACUGAAAGUAUGCUGACCCUCUGCCGCAUUGCUCUCGACAUUGUAAACAGCAGAGCAAGCGUUGCAUCGAACCAGCAGCUCCUGUCGCAGAUUGAUACACGUAGACAGGAAAUUCUCUCCAUCGGGAAUAGAAUGCAGCCUCACCUACAAAAGACAACUGCCUGUGUAUCCGUGGUGCAGAUCUUGGAACAUUGGAACUGGCGUAUGCACCGCUCCUAUGUUUUGUCUGAGCUACUACGCCCCUCGCUAGCAAAGCACCAAGGCGGCAUCCAUGGCAAGGAUCAGUACGCAGCGCUCUGCCUAGAAGCACUUACUGAGACGCUCGAUGCAUUUCUAAAUCUGCAGAAUCUGACUGCUUUUGCACGCACAUCAUGGGCGGCCGUCCAUCGCGCCUUGAGCUCGGCCCUUCUUCUUGCUAUUAUGAAAGUGCCUGGUCGCAAUACAAUAGUUCUUCAAAUGAUCAACAGCCUCAUAACCGUCAUGGGGAAUAUGGAGGCAACUCACAUGUCGGAGGUUUCAGCACCGGUUGCCAGAGCAGUCGAGGCGCUUACUUUGCUCACUAGUAGCUCCAAGACGCAAGAUGCUAGCACCAGCAGCACCGCAGAAUCCUCACCAUAUGCGGAAAUGCAGAAUAUUCUCUGGGGAGGCAUAUCCAAAAGUCAAUAGGUCUUUAUUUAUAUUGCUACUAUUAAAUACACUCGUAAAUGUCAUUUCCGGUCAAUGUAUGAGGAGGGAACAUGUCCACAACGUUUUCUGGCGACUCUCCAAUGCAGUGGUAGUCGCGAAAGAAUUCACCAGUUUUGCGGAUAUUCGAGCUAGCAUUAAUAGAGCGGAGAGACAGGGACAAAUCCACUAAUACAGUACUCUGCUUUCAACACGACGGUCCAGAGUGUUUCGGGGCGUGCGGGGCAGGCGUUCGGGGCGCUCGGCGUGUCUGGGUUGCGCCGACUUUCAGUGUCAUCACCACAAAGGACAGCAAUGGAGCCAUAUAGAAGUUCAACACAAUAAUAUGGUGAUACACAUGCAAAGUGUCAUA
Messenger RNA from [Torrubiella] hemipterigena, 2600 nucleotides. The record is from the annotation of a GenBank genome assembly. Lineage: Eukaryota; Fungi; Ascomycota; Sordariomycetes; Hypocreales; Clavicipitaceae.